This is a messenger RNA of Tinamus guttatus (white-throated tinamou), 2584 nucleotides long. The record is from RefSeq and is a predicted model, not a curated record. Lineage: Eukaryota; Metazoa; Chordata; Aves; Tinamiformes; Tinamidae.
AAUGAUGAGAUGGCAAAAGAAGAGAAAGCACCUGUGAAAGAGAAGCAUGUUCCAAAACCGAAGGCAAUCCCUUCUCUUGGAAACAAGAAUAGAUUCCAUCCAUAUUCAAAGGAGAAAAAUGCAGGCACUGGAGAGAAGAAAACUACCAAUCGUAAUAGAGUUUUCAUUAGCAACAUCCCAUAUGACAUGAAAUGGCAAGCGAUUAAAGAUCUUAUGAGAGAGAAAGUUGGUGAGGUUACAUACGUGGAGCUGUUUAAGGAUGCUGAAGGCAAAUCAAGGGGUUGUGGUGUGGUUGAAUUCAAAGAUGAAGAUUUUGUUAAGAAAGCAUUAGAAGCUAUGAACAAAUACGAUCUUAGUGGAAGACCCCUGAAUAUUAAACAGGACCCUGAAGGUGAACAUGCUCGUAGGGCAUUACAGCGUGCAGGAGGACAGUUUCCAGGAGGCCGUGGACCUGAUAUGACACCUGGAUUAAUGAAUUUACCACCUUCUAUUCUCAAUAAUCCAAACAUUCCUCCUGAGGUUAUCAGUAACUUGCAAGCAGGCAGGCUUGGGUCCACUAUUUUUGUUGCUAAUCUUGACUUCAAAGUCGGCUGGAAGAAACUGAAGGAGGUUUUCAGCAUUGCUGGGACUGUUAAACGUGCAGACAUCAAAGAAGACAAAGAUGGCAAGAGUCGUGGAAUGGGAACAGUUACAUUUGAACAAGCAAUUGAAGCUGUUCAAGCAAUAUCUAUGUUCAAUGGACAGUUCUUGUUUGAUAGACCCAUGCAUGUAAAAAUGGAUGACAAAUCAGUUCCUCAUGAAGAUUUCCGCGUUGCAGACAGCAAAGCUUCUCACUUACCUCGUGGUCUUGGUGGCAUUGGUAUGGGACUUGGACCAGGUGGACAGCCCGUCAGUGCGACACAAUUGAGCAUGGGUGGUGGAAUGGGCAGUAUAGGUCCAGGAGGACUUGCUGGCUUUCGUGGAAUGGAAGGAAUGGCUAAUAUGAGAGGACUUGGAGUUGGCCGAAUGGGAGAAAUGUUCCAUGGUGGAAUCGGAGGAAAUAUAGACAGAGAUUUUGUGCGUAGUGAGAUGGCAUUGAACCGUGGUUUCGGCAAUUCUUUUGGAAGGAUGAGUGGUGGAAUGGGUGGUAUGCCUGGCAGAAUGGGAAUGGGGAUGGAUCGGCUGGGUUCUGGUUUUGAUCGAAUGGGACCGGCUCUGGGUGGAGGCCUGGACAGGAACAUCGAUAUGGACCGAGGAUUUGUGGCUGGCCCGAUGGGAGGCGCCAUGAGAGAGCGAUUAGGCUCUAAAGGCAACCAGAUAUUUGUCAGAAAUCUUCCUUUUGACUUGACUUGGCAGAAGCUAAAGGAGAAAUUCAGUCAAUGUGGUCAUGUAAUGUUUGCAGAAAUAAAAAUGGAGAAUGGAAAAUCAAAAGGUUGUGGAACAGUCAGAUUUGACUCACCAGAAUCUGCUGAAAAAGCCUGUAGGAUAAUGAACGGCAUAAAAAUCAGUGGCAGAGAAAUUGAUGUACGCUUGGAUCGCAAUGCGUAACUUAAACCUGUAUGUUCAGGAACAUUCCUAUGUCUGUUUAGCCUCUCUAUCCUAGUAAGUCAUUUUUAGUAACACUGUAUGCUUACAAAAGUUGUAAAAAUGAACUUUUAAAUCCCACCAGCCUUUAACAGUAUAGUGUUUAAUAUACUGUGAUACUUGUUAACUGAAUCUUAAAAUGUUUGGUUUUUAAAGACAAUUUGCCUGAUUUUUUUUUUGUUUUUGUUUUUUUAGAGGCACUGAGCUACCUGCAGGUCCCAUUAGACAGUGGGAGCUUUGGCAGCUCAGCACCUUUGGAAAAUUAGGCCAAGUGUCUCUAGUCAUUCAGUUUAAAUGAAUGGUUAUACUGUUUUUAAUAAGAUAAGCCAUUUUCUCUGUUAGUCUCAAGAUUGCAUAGUGGGACUUGUUUAGCGUUUUCUGAUUUUCCCCAGCUUGUAUCAACAUUGUAAGGUAAAACUAGAUGCCUUUUUUUUUUGAGAAUUUUGGUUUUAUAUGUGUGUUGCAGUCAUAGCAUAAUUCUUGACUAUAAAAGAAAGGGCUCCAAAUAGGCUGUGAUGUUUUUGCUCUACUUUAGUUCUACUUAAUAUUACUUUAAUGCCAUCAGUCAGUUCUGUAAAUAAGAUUUAGAGCCCAGUGGGAGAGUGGAUUUUUUUUUUGACUAAAUGAAGAAACUGAUCUUUCUCUAUUGCUUUUAUUUUUUGUUCAGUAUAAUCGUUUAUUAAAACUAGUUACCACAGACCCUUGUAGGAUUGUUCCCUAUGAUGCCAAGUUCAUACAAAAUUGAUACUACGGUAAAUACUAAAUACAGUACAAGACAGAUUGCUCCCAAUUUUUUAUCUAUUUUCCAGCCAUUCAGGUGAACUGCCAGAAAAAUAAAAACAACAGAACAGAUGAGAGAAAUGGCUGUGUAUGUCAAACCACUGCUGUUCACUUCUAUGGGUCCUGAUGUAUUUAUGAAUGCAGUUUUUAUAAACCAGGGUAUUCCCAAGCACAGCAUGUCAAAUACAUUGGAUCCUACAAUGUUAGACAUAGCCAUAUCUCCAUUUCCUGCAAAACAAAA